Messenger RNA from Ogataea philodendri, 2070 nucleotides. RefSeq lists its product as uncharacterized. Bases 1 to 2070 code for a protein of 689 amino acids. Gene Ontology annotation, biological process: peroxisome organization. Gene Ontology annotation, molecular function: GTP binding; microtubule binding; GTPase activity. The record is from RefSeq and is a predicted model, not a curated record. Gene Ontology annotation, cellular component: cytoplasm; microtubule; peroxisome. NCBI's taxonomy places the organism in Eukaryota, Fungi, Ascomycota, Pichiomycetes, Pichiales, Pichiaceae. The transcript has a single exon.
AUGGAUGAGACAUUAAUUCAGACCAUCAACAAGCUCCAGGACGCUCUGGCCCCUCUGGGCUCUGGAUCGACGUCUCCUGUUGAUCUUCCGCAGAUCACCGUUGUGGGGUCGCAGUCGUCGGGAAAGAGUUCCGUGCUGGAGAACAUUGUUGGCCGGGAGUUCCUCCCACGAGGAACAGGAAUCGUCACCAGACGUCCGCUGAUCCUGCAAUUGAUCAACAAGCGUAACAAUGCGGCCAAAUCUGCGGCCAGCGACCUCAUUGACAUCCAAACCACCGACUCCCAAGGAAACAAGACAGAGAACAACGCGGAUGAAUGGGGAGAGUUUCUGCAUCUACCGGGCAAGAAGUUCUACAACUUUGACGACAUCCGUCAGGAGAUCGUGAGAGAGACCGAAGCAAAGACGGGAAAAAACGCGGGUAUUAGCUCGGUUCCUAUCAAUUUGCGGAUCUAUUCUCCACACGUUUUGACCUUGACGCUUGUUGAUUUGCCGGGACUGACCAAAGUUCCUGUUGGAGACCAGCCGAAGGAUAUUGAGAAACAGAUUCGUGAGAUGAUCAUGAAGUUCAUUUCGAAACCAAACGCGAUCAUUUUGGCCGUCAAUGCUGCCAAUCAGGAUCUGGCCAAUAGUGACGGUUUGAAGCUGGCCAGAGAGGUCGACCCUGAAGGACUCAGAACCAUUGGUGUUUUGACCAAGGUCGAUUUGAUGGACCAAGGAACCGACGUUAUUGACAUUCUGGCAGGCAGAGUCAUCCCAUUGCGGUCCGGAUACGUCCCGGUCAUUAAUAGAGGACAAAAGGAUAUUGAGAACCACAAGACCAUCAGAGAGGCUCUGAACGACGAAAGAAGAUUCUUCGAGAACCACCCAUCCUAUAGCAGCAAGGCUCACUACUGCGGUACGCCAUACCUGGCCAAGAAGCUGAACGCCAUUUUGCUCAACCAUAUCAGAACAACUUUGCCAGAGAUCAAGGCCAGAAUCGAGACCGCAUUGAAGAAAUACCAGCAGGAACUCGCUGCUCUGGGGCCGGAGAUGGCAGAGACGCCUAGCUCGAUCGUGCUCAGCGUGAUCACCGACUUCUGCAACGACUACACUGGAAUUUUGGACGGUCAAACCAAAGACAUCUCUUCGAACGAGCUGAGCGGAGGUGCCAGAAUCAGCUUUGUUUUCCACGAGAUCUUUAAAAACGGAGUCUACGCUCUGGACCCAUUCGACCAGAUCAAGGACGCCGAUAUCAGAACCAUCAUGUACAACUCGUCUGGAUCUGCUCCUUCUCUGUUUGUUGGCACGCAGGCUUUCGAGGUUCUGGUCAAACAACAGAUCCAUAGAUUCCAGGACCCUUCGUUGAGAUGUAUCACGCUUGUUUUCGACGAACUGGUGCGUAUUCUGUCCCAGAUCCUUGCACAACCGGAGUAUGCUAGAUAUCCAGGUUUGAAAGAGCAGAUCUCCCAGAUUUUCAUCCAGUACCUAAGAGAGUCUGUGAUUCCUACAAACGGGUUUGUGGAGGACAUCAUCAAGUCCGAGCAGACUUACAUCAAUACAGCACACCCUGACUUGCUCAAGGGAUCUCAGGCAUUGGCCAUGGUGCAAGAAAAGAUGCAUCCAACUGUUCACGUUGAUCCAAAGACCGGCAAGCCGCUGCCUAAUCAGGCAGCCACCUCUGCGCCACCUGUUUCCGAGGAGGACAAGACUGGCUCCUUCUUUGGCGGGUUCUUCUCUUCAAAGAACAAAAAAAGAUUGGCUGCCAUGGAAGCUCCACCAAACAUCUUGAAGGCCUCUGGCCAGAUGACCGACCGUGAGCAACAGGAGACCGAGGUGAUCAAGCUUUUGAUCCAGUCGUACUUUGGAAUUGUGAAGCGUACCGUUGCGGAUCUUGUUCCAAAGGCGGUCAUGUUGAAGCUGAUCCAGCAGUCCAAGAACGACAUCCAAAAGGUGCUAUUGGAGAAACUUUACGGAAACAGGGACCUCGACUCGCUCGUUAAGGAGAACGAGAUCACUGUUGCUAGAAGAAAGGAGUGCAAGAAGAUGGUUGAGGUGCUCAGACACGCUUCCGAGAUUGUGUCUACUGUUUAG